This is a messenger RNA of Linum tenue, 1496 nucleotides long. Lineage: Eukaryota; Viridiplantae; Streptophyta; Magnoliopsida; Malpighiales; Linaceae. The record is from the annotation of a GenBank genome assembly.
AUAGGGAACCAGAACCAUAUCUCGUAUCUAUUCUCCAGAGAGAGACAGAGGUUGGGCUCAGAGCAUAAUCACCAACUCUCUAACCAGAGCACCAUAAAAAGCAAAACAAUGUUGAGCCUCUCAAUUGCUACACCACUUCCCAAGCCUUCCCUUCCACUUCCUAAAUCCGGGUUCUCCGGCAUCCAACUGAACCAAACAUGUCUUCUCCCGCCGCUUCGAGUUCGCCCCCGGACGGCGUACAGGGCUGCCGGGACUCCGGCGGCGUCGGUGGUGAUGAUGGCGAAGAAGGACGAGGAAUUGAAGGAAAUCAGAGGACUGACCACCGACGAGAUCAACGAGCAGGUUGUUGACCUUAAAGGCGAGCUCUUCAUGCUUCGCCUGCAGAAGUCCGUCAGGAAUGAGUUCAAGUCCAGCGAGUUCCGCCGUAUGCGCAAAAGGGGAUCAAAUGAGCUUUAUCUGCUACCAGGGAUAGAAAUAGCCUACUGGUCAUCACAGAUUGCACGCAUGUUAACAGUUAAGCGUGAGAGAGAGCUUGAAGAGGGUAUCAACAAGAGGUUAUCAAGAAAGCUUGACCGGCAAUGGAAGAAAAGCAUUGUUGUCAGACCACCUCCGUCUUUGAUCAAGUUGCGAGAGGAAGAAGCAGCCGAAGAAGCUGAGAAAUCUGCUUGAGACAAUCAAACACAGCUCUGGAGAACUUUCUUUGACCGCCGCUGGGCUGGCUGCCUUCCGACACCUUCAUCAUUGUUGUUCAUCUCCUUAACCUCUGACGGGCCUGCACACACCUCAGCAACAAAAAAAUCAAGCCAUAAAUGAACCUUAAACACAAAGAGGUUCAAAACAGCAGCAAGUGAGCUGCUUCAGGAAAUGGGUCGUCAUCGGAGUAGUUUUCUGAAGGAGAAGCACUUGCUGUUUUCUUGGUGGGUUGGAAGAAGAGAAAGGAGAAGAAUGGAAGAGGAGAGAGGAAGGGAAAUGGGUUUGCCUUUGCUGCUAUGAGUCCAAGGCAGAUUAAGCUUUGUCUGAAAGAGCUUUGGGAAAUUUGGAGCUUGCUAUUGUUUGCUAAGAAUGGCUAAAAGGAAGCAAAGUAUGUACCCGUUGGCUUUUCAGUUAGGCACGCUGGGGAAGACGAGAAGUCAACUUCAGGUCACGGAUAAAACUUGGACAAUGGCACUGUGUAGGUACAUGAAGGACAAGUAUGUAUACUUCUGUGAGGGCUGGCCUGAAAUUGCAGAGGGUAACCUGCUGAAACAAGGAGACAUUUGCAUCUUUGAGUGCGUUCCAAGGUGGACUAAUGUCUUGCUGAAAGUCACUGUCAUUCGAGAAUGUUAAUUACUACAUACACAGCUUUGAGUUCAAGUGCAAGAUGGCUGAAAGUUAUCUCACCGUCAUCGACAACAAAAGCAGUUCACGAUUCUUUCAGGUGCUGUUUAGUUUCUUCUCAUCCGUACUGCAAAUUUUACUUGUAAACCAUACACACAAACUAGAUGUUCUACCUCAGC